AUCCGUUACCUUUAUAGAAAAACUUCCUUUAUUUAUUCCUUCAUUCCUUCAUUCCAGCCGUAGCUUCCUUCCCGCAAUGCUUUGCGGUAGGGAGGACGUCAAUUGAAAGCUGUGCGGUAUGUUAGAUCCCGAGGACACCGCGGAGCCCAAAAUUGGUUCUUCCUUCCCAAAAAUUUUUCUUCUCCCUCUAGCCAUGCUGAUCGUCGUAGGAGCCCUGCUGUUCUUGGUCUUUUCCGCCUCGGAACAGAAAGAGGACAAUUUUUACUCGUUUAAAGUGGUCAACAUCAGGGGUAAACUAGUCUCCCUGGACAAAUACAGAGGCUCGGUAUCAUUAGUUGUCAAUGUUGCAAGUGAAUGUGGGUAUACCGACAGUCACUACAAAGCCUUACAACAGUUGCAGAGAGAGAUUGGUUCUUAUCAUUUUAAUGUGCUAGCAUUUCCCUGCAAUCAGUUUGGACAGCAAGAACCCAACAGUAAUAAUGAAAUUGAGAGGUUUGUCCAACAAACAUAUAGUGUUACAUUUCCUAUGUUCAGCAAGAUAGCAGUGAAGGGCAUCGGAGCAAAUCCAGCCUUUAAAUUUUUAAUUGAAUCCACUGGAAAAGAGCCAACUUGGAACUUCUGGAAAUAUCUGGUAGAUCCAGAUGGGAAAGUGGUAAAUGCUUGGGACUCUACUGUCACUGUUGAGGAAAUAAAACCUUACAUCAUCGAACUUGUGAGGCAGCUCAUUCUGAAGAAAAAAAUGGAACUCUGAUUAUUUUUU
Messenger RNA from Notechis scutatus (mainland tiger snake), 760 nucleotides. RefSeq names its product glutathione peroxidase 7 (gene GPX7). NCBI's taxonomy places the organism in Eukaryota, Metazoa, Chordata, Lepidosauria, Squamata, Elapidae. Gene Ontology annotation, molecular function: glutathione peroxidase activity. The record is from RefSeq and is a predicted model, not a curated record. Gene Ontology annotation, biological process: response to oxidative stress.